Messenger RNA from Saccostrea cuccullata (small rock oyster), 1724 nucleotides. RefSeq names its product SUZ domain-containing protein 1-like. Bases 173 to 640 code for a protein of 155 amino acids. NCBI's taxonomy places the organism in Eukaryota, Metazoa, Mollusca, Bivalvia, Ostreida, Ostreidae. The record is from RefSeq and is a predicted model, not a curated record. The transcript has 5 exons.
CGGAUAUAUUUCACGGUUACAGUUUACUUUUAUGUGAACUUCCUCUUCACUUUUGGCAGGUCGCAAAAAUCGUUUGAAAUGAAAAUAGUUUGAGAAACACCACCCCUCUUUCGAAUCAAAUGAAAUAGUAAUCUUGAUAUUGAGAGAAAAUAUAUAUUUACACAUAUAUAGUAUGGCAGAAGACGCGAAUGGAGAGGUACUUGAUAGCUGGGAGGAGUUUGAAGAUACUGGGGAUCUUGACAAGAAAUUAGAAGAAAUGAAAUUAAAGGAAUCCAAAAAACUUGCAUCAGAAGCAGUUGUGGUUGAAGAUGGAAAUAGAACACAGUAUGCUCCACAGGUUCGCAUACUAAAAAGGAAAUCAGAUGCUAAUUCUACAGCAAACCAAGGGACAAGAGCAAAUAACAAACCUACAAAGACUUUGGAACAAAGAGAAGCAGAGUAUGCUGAAGCAAGAAGAAGAAUCUUAGGCUCAACUUCAUCAACAGAAGUGAAAGAGGAAGUCACAGUGACUAAUAACAGACCACCGAGGCUGAUGCAGCUAGAAGAUGGAAGACUUAACGUGAAUAAUAACUGUACUGUGGCUAUUUUGAGACAACCACGUGGUCCGGAUGGAACUGAUGGGUUUGAUCAGAAAGGUUAACAUUCAAAAUUAUCAUUCAACUGUCUUGAUUGAAAUAAAACUGUUAAAUACUCAGACUAGCAUCCCAGUCCCUCGCUGGCUGUCCCUGCAAACAGCGCCCCGCUUGACCGCAGAAAAAAUCAGGGCCAUGGUCACUUGUCCCAUUCAAGGCAUACAUGCUCCUGCAACAGACUGCUAAAGAGUGUGAAUAGCUUGGCAGCUUUAUUCCCAUAACCAUAAAGCAGUUGCAAUAUCCAUUGGACGGAUCUAUGGUAACCAUUUCAUGAUGUGUGCUGAUCGUGGUGCUCUCAGAAAGCAGAAAUGCCCAUAGAUAAAACAUAUACCGAGCAUAACAAUUCUAGAAAGCUUUUGACUAUGUAAGUGCCUAGUAUAUUGUUUUAUCACAAUGCAUGUAUUAUCUAUUAUCUAUCUUUUAAAUGGGACAUCUACUGUUGGCUCAAAUAUGGAGGGCAGCUUUAUGUAAAUAUAUCUUUAUUGUUUAAAACCAUUAUCACUAUUGCGCUUUAAGCACUGGUAUAUAUCGAAUAAGAAAGAACACAUCAACUUAAUCAGAAAUUGCUAAAAAAAUGAUCAUUUGGAGCAAUACGCAAGUUUCGAGAUUAUCUCCCUUUCUGCACUCUUUCAUUGAGGAGGGGAGUUUUGUUGCUGCAUUAACAGACAGGUGGGACACUUAGUUAUAUUAAACACAUUGCAUCAUUGAUAUACUGGUUUAUCAUAACUACAUGUACAUGAUUGUCAGGAUGUACUCUUCAACUCAAAAAGAACCAAACUGAUGAAAGGACGUAAUUUUUUUUAAACAAAACAAUUGUAACAAAAGGAAAUAUCAAUCAAAGUAAGACUUUUCAGACGAGGAAAGAGAUAUGGGUCUCUAGGAAAUACAUAUAUAUCUGAUCUGACAUUGAAUGUCAGCUAUCUGAAUGAUUCUUUCCCUUACUAUAACUUCAAGGAGCCCGCUAAUUUUUUAGCAAAGGUUUGCAUAAUGAAGGAAAUCUUUUAUUUUUUUAUAAAGACUACAAGUUUUCAAAUAUCCUAAUUGAAAGUAGAUAUGUAAAUUAAAUAUGCAUAGUUGAGCUUAAUGAAAUCU